CCUACCAUAUUGUGAGCUCCUAAUAAGCAGGGGCCAUAUUUUAUUCAUCUUUGUAUAUAGUUGUAUAUUCAUGUUUUGUACGUAGUUGGAGGUCUCUAUAUGCAAAAUAAUAAGGAUAUUUUUAUCUUGAAAAUAAAUUAUUUGUGGAAAUGACUCUAACUCCAUUUUAUGAGGAAGAUGAGGCCCAACAUAGUCAACUUAUCCAAGAUCAAGAGGAAUAGGACCAGUGUUCUUUCUGACAUUCAGCCCUAUAGCUAUUCAGUUAUAAGAUUAGGAACUGGGAUAGAAACAGAGCUUUCUUAUUUUCUAGAACUGAAUUCAGUGUCUGACACCGAGUCCCCAGCUUGCUUCCUUGCAGACAACUUAAUUUAGAUGUCUUCAGGUAAAUUGAGAUCCAGUCUAGUGAUUUUGAGGGGAUGUAAUUUCAGGCUUAUUGACCCAUCUUCAGAGCUCUCCAAACUUCCUGCCUCUUCCUUACUGCACUGAUCCAAUUUCCAGGGGAAAUUAUACAACCACAACUGGCAAGAGGUGAGGUUGGGAGUGUCUCCUUUUGAGGUUUCAUCAGAUUCUUGGUUUUACUUACUGGCAUCCUCUGAUGACCCCCUUAACCUGGAUCCUCUCCAUGUCACCUGGAUCCUGAGACAACUCAGAGGACUGAUGGGACACCCCCUGUCCAUAGCCACCUCCAACCAUCUCUCUUGCUUUCCCCAUGUCUAAUAGUUUCUCUCAGAAAUCCUCUAAACUCUUCUAGGGGAUCUUCUUAUAUUUCCUUCCUCAAGCCUAGGUUUGUGAUGGGGGUAGGGAGACACAACACUGCUUUUCUCUUUUUCUGAAACUUCCUCUUCCUCUGUCUUUCUCGGAGUUUUUUACAUCUUUUCUUCAGAUAAGGGGAAAAAAAUAGUUCUACCUUUUCUCACCUCUGUAAGUGAUUAAUGUUUCACCAGAGUGGUGGCCUUUGAAUUUAGUCAUUUAGAGCCUCAGUCUGUCUUUUCAGCUGUCCAGCUGUCCUCACUGAAUUCAGUACCCAUCCAGUUGGGGGCGGCUUAGCUGGAUAGGAGGGGCACAUCAGGCAAUACUUGAAGUCAUAGUUUUUCACUAAAGAUUCUUGUACAAAAGCAGGUUGGGAUUAUCAACUGCUGUCUUUGAUCUAGUAGAAAAAAGUACUCUGGGACCCUUAUGCUUCCCUUUUGGAAGGACCUCAGAGUCAUUGAGUUCUCAUCACCAAAUUCUUUUUAACAUUUGGCAUCCCAUUUGGUCGAGGACUUCUGAUUUGCUCACUGUUCCUGAUUUGCUGAUUUUACAAGAUUUAUAGGAUAGUGCCACACACCUACACUCCAGGUUCUCCAGUUUCUAAGCCUCAGAGUGGUCCCCAGGCUGAGGUGUCAGAUGCCCCAUCCCCAGUCCAGAAGUCUCCUGCUUUCAAGAUGGCCUAGUGACUCCGGCGGUCAUUUAGCUACUUUGAGCCUCAGCCUCUUGGAAGGAGUGGCUGUGAAGUCCCUCACCUUGUGGUAGUUGUGAGGAUUAACUCAGAUAAUGCCUAUGAGUGCUCAAUAAGUGUUAGAUUCCCAGUUUCCAGUUAUUUCCCACUGCCCUCUCUUCCUUCUAGAAUCCUCCACUGUGACAUGAGAUUCUGAGAAUGAGAUUUGUCAGAACAGGGCUUCCAGCUGCUGUUGGUAGGAUCUGAGGAACAGAGAGGAGCUCUUACGUUGCCACUGAGGGAAGCUGUUUCUAGUAUAACAGGAUUCUUCGGGGAAGAUUUAUGGUCCUACCCUUGAAAGGCAAAGGGGCUGUUGUGCCAUUUGCCACCUCAGGAACCAUGAGGAGAUACAGUGUGCCCCAUUCCUGGCAGAUCCUGAAGAAGGAAUUGGGGCUGUACCAGCUCACUAUGGAUAUCAUUAAGAUGAUCCGAGUGUGUAAAAUGUUUCGCCAAGGCCUCAGGGGAUUUCGGGAAUAUCAGAUCAUUGAGACUGCUCACAGAAAGAACCCUGUCUUCUCUUUCUGGGAUAAGAAGCAAGGCCGAAUCACAUUUGAUACCAUGGACUUUGUAGCAGAGUCGGGUCAUUUUCCUCCAAAGGCCAUUCAGAUCACGCAGAAGAAGCCUGCUUGGAGGACAGAGCAUGAGAUCCAGGCUCUCUGCAACAUCUUGCAGGUUCUAGAUAGUUACCGGAGCUAUUCGGAGCCCCUGCAACUGCUCCUGGCCAAGGUCAUGCGCUUUGAACGGUUUGGUCGCAGGCGUGUGAUCGUCAAGAAGGGCCAGAGGGGCAGCAGCUUUUAUUUUAUCUACUUGGGCACAGUCGCAGUGACUGAGGAUGAGGAUGGCAGCAGCGCCUUCCUGGACCCCAACCCGAAGUUGCUGCAAAAGGGCAGCUAUUUUGGGGAAAUGGGCCUUCUAACUUCAGUAAGGAGGGCCACCAUGGUCUGUAUGGAAGAAACAGAGUUUUUGGUUGUUGACAGAGAAGAUUUCCUUGCUAAUAAACUGGACCAAGAAGUUAAAAAGGAUGCUCAGCAUCGGUUUGAGUUUUUUAGGAAGAUGGAUCUGUUUCACUCCUGGUCUGACGAGAAGCUCUGGAAGCUUGUCAUGCUGGGAAAGGUAGAGAAAUUCUCGUACGGGCAGGUGAUCUCAAAGGACUUUUUCGAGUCGUCCUCCAUCAUGUUUGUCUGUCAGGGCAGCUGUGAAGUCCUGCGGCUGAUAAACCUUGAGACUUCGCCUUUCUACCACAAGUGGAUCUGGCAGCACCUGCAGCUGGUGGACGACAGGCCUUCCAACACCCACCUCAAGGAUCUGUCUCCUGUGGAGAGAUUUAAGGAAUUCCAGAUCAGAUCAUACCCUGUACAGGACUUUAGUUUUCUGAAACUUCUGCAUCUCCAGAAAGCCCAGGGGCAACAGGGAUCCAGCUUCAGUAGGAAAAUUAAAACUUCAGGAAAUACUCUCCCAAAGACCUUGGGCUCAAAGAUCAAAUCCAGGUGUCCUCAUUUCAUCGACUGUUCCAUGAUCAAUACCAAGUAUGGCGAUCUCCCCAAGGAGGCUGCAGUAGGGGCCUACAUGAAGAUCCAUACUGUGGAGCAAGGAGAAAUCUUGGGCCUCCACCAGAUCCUCCUCCCAGAGACCCAACAUGACAUGCGGCCCUUGAUCCUCAUCAGCCUGGGAGCUGAGGUGAUACGGGUGAGGGAAGAGAAAUUUUGUGACCUGCUUGACAGUAAGACAAUAGAAAAGUUGUCGAAGUUCAAGAUCAAGUACCCCAGCGAUGAAGAUAUGUGCCAGAAGUUCCUCAAGGAGAACAGCUGGAAUAUCUUUCGGAAGGACCUGCUGCGGCUGCUGGUAGAACCUCGCCAGUGUCCCCAGUUCACCCCAAUCCAGCCCAAGAAGAAAGGGAUCUACAGCCCUAAGCCUGUGAUGCUGGAUUUGUAUAGCUUAGGCAAGAAGACUAAACCUCGUCAUCCUGUAUUUAUGGCACCCCAGAAAUAUCUCCCCCCAUUGAGGAUAGUCCAAACCAUUUUGGCACCCCGAUACAAAAUCCAGGAACUCCUGCCUCAGUAUAAGAAUGCUGGGGUCCUUGUUUAGAAUCAAUAAAAGGUGUUGGAUUGACCACCA
Messenger RNA from Camelus dromedarius (Arabian camel), 3592 nucleotides. RefSeq names its product cyclic nucleotide binding domain containing 2 (gene CNBD2). Gene Ontology annotation, biological process: spermatogenesis. Lineage: Eukaryota; Metazoa; Chordata; Mammalia; Artiodactyla; Camelidae. The record is from RefSeq and is a predicted model, not a curated record. The coding region runs from base 1760 to 3562 and encodes 600 amino acids. Gene Ontology annotation, molecular function: cAMP binding. The transcript is spliced from 12 exons.